Molecule: messenger RNA, 1213 nt
Organism: Cajanus cajan (pigeon pea)
Lineage: Eukaryota; Viridiplantae; Streptophyta; Magnoliopsida; Fabales; Fabaceae
Product: nudix hydrolase 18, mitochondrial
Cellular component (GO): cytoplasm; nucleus
Molecular function (GO): pyrophosphatase activity
Source: RefSeq, a predicted model, not a curated record
CACUCUCUCUCUCUCUCUCUCUAACCGGUUACCAUUAUUAAAUGGUGUCCCCUUCUCCACUUCCUCUCAUGCUAUCUACUGAACACAAACAACUUUCGUUUGUUGUUAUUGUUAUUGUUGUUUCUCUUUCCUUGUUCCUUAAACACUUUGUUUCAAAAGUCCUUAAAAAGAGUUAAAAAGAAGAAAAAAAUGGUGGCUGUAGUUUCCCAAGAAAAUGUUGUGGCAUUGGUUUCUCGUACUGGCAGGGAGUUGCAACGUUAUAGAAAAGGUCGUCGCCAAGUUGUGGGAUGUAUACCAUACAGAUUCAAGAUUGGGGAGAAAACAUCGUUGGACGUUUAUGAUGAAUUAGAAGUUCUGGUUAUUAGUUCUCAGAAAGGAAAAGGGAUGCUAUUCCCAAAGGGAGGUUGGGAACUAGAUGAAUCAAAAAAGGAGGCAGCUUUGAGAGAAACCAUAGAGGAAGCUGGGGUUCGAGGCAUUGUUGGGGGUAAAUUGGGUAAAUGGAGUUUCAAGAGUAAGACUCAUGACACAUUCUAUGAAGGGUACAUGUUCCCUUUACUUGUUCAAGAGCAAUUGGAGUUCUGGCCAGAGCAAAACGUUCGUCAAAGAAUAUGGAUGAGCGUCACAGAAGCAAGGGAUGUUUGUCAACACUGGUGGAUGAAGGAGGCUCUAGACAGACUCGUAAACCGUCUAAUGAGUCAAAAACUUGGUCGUGAGAAGCAAGUUCUUGGUUCUAAAAAUGCCAAAUCUGACUUGUAAAUAGUGUAGCAUCCUCAACUUUUUUGAGACGUUUCUCCCUGGGCAUAAAGUUGAGAGGAGUAGGAUCCAAAAGAAUUGAGCCAAAUGAUAGUAUAUAAAUAAUAAUAAAUAGAUAGUUGAUCACAUAGAAGAUGGUGAUUUCCCCAAAUUUUUUUCCCGUGAGAAAAGGAAUUUACAUCUAUUAGUGGGAAUUAUCUGUAUUAUUGCGAGACUAGUGGAUGCAUUGGUUCACAAUGGAAUUGCCUUGUUUUUCAAGCAAUGGAGUUCUGCUGAUGUAAGUCUUGGGACUAUGCAGAGGGAUAAGGCUUUGUUAAGAAGAAAAAAAAUGAAGAGCUGCAACUUUUUUCCCUUAUUUAUUGCUUGGAUUGAUUAUAGUUUUGGGUUUUUGUUUCUUUUCCAUUUACUGGAAGGCUGGUUUUGUCUAGCAUGAACAAAGCUAAGACGUGAUCAUCGUUUA